This is a messenger RNA of Cavenderia fasciculata, 615 nucleotides long. RefSeq lists its product as uncharacterized. The transcript has 3 exons. The coding region runs from base 1 to 615 and encodes 204 amino acids. The record is from RefSeq and is a predicted model, not a curated record. NCBI's taxonomy places the organism in Eukaryota, Evosea, Eumycetozoa, Acytosteliales, Cavenderiaceae.
AUGAAUUUCAAAAGAGAUAGAAAUGAAUACGAGAAACCAGAUAUAAAAAGAACAGAAGAAUCUAAUGCAUAUCCUAAUCAAAUGAAGAUUGAUGGUGACGAUCAACAUCAAAAUGAUAAAGAAGAUAAUAGUAAUAAUGAUAAUAUAAUAACAAGAACACCAUUAAAGAGUAAAAAGAAAGAUAAUAUCGAUGAUGAUGAUGAUCACAAUCUUCUUGUUGUUGAUCAAACAAUAAUACUAACCAUUCGUCCAUUUGACGUCAAUUUAGAAAAUACAAUGACAUUAAUGUAUAAAUCAUCACUAAAAGCAUUUUCAAACAAGAAUAUAAGUAAUCAUCAAUCAGAUGAUAGAAGUAAUCCAAAUAACAUUCCAAAAGAUCAUUAUGAAAAUGCCAGAACCAAUCAAUGUAAUAUUUGCAGUCAUCGAGAUUUAGUGGUUGGAUGUUCGUCGUGUACGCAUGACCAUUGUAUAGAAUGUGCUCAUCAAUGUGAUGAUUGUAGGGAUGUAUUUUGUUCGCUUUGUUGUGUUACAAAGUAUGAUAAAAUUGAUAAUAUAGAUUAUUGUAUAGAUUGUCAUUUUAAAAGAAAACAACAAUCAAAAGAGAAUAAUAAAUAG